Melampsora larici-populina 98AG31 is the source of this 1748-nucleotide messenger RNA. RefSeq lists its product as uncharacterized. Bases 33 to 1520 code for a protein of 495 amino acids. The record is from RefSeq and is a predicted model, not a curated record. Lineage: Eukaryota; Fungi; Basidiomycota; Pucciniomycetes; Pucciniales; Melampsoraceae. The transcript has 6 exons.
AUUUAUUUGAUGUACCUUCAUCAAUCAAGAAGAUGUCAUCAAAAGGUUUAUCAAGUUCACCUUCAAUUCCUUCAAUGAGAAGGUCUAAAUCGGAAUCUACAAUAAAUUCGAUUUCAAAAUUAUUUCCCCUUGAUAGAACUUCUUUUAUAAAAGGUCCUACUCCUUCUUCACGAAAAAAAGCUAUCGUUUCAAUAGCUAUUAGAAAAGGUUUAUUCGUCUUUGUCUCCGUGCAUGGUGUAGUUAGUAGUGCUCUUAUAGCAUUAGCUUUAGUAAAAGGAAAAGGAAGGGUCAAAGGUCCUAGAGGAACCGUGUCCAAAACUUUCAAAUCGAUAAUCUCAGAUAUCUUAAAGUCUUCUAAUACUGCUAGACUUGCUGCUUGGUUAGGAUUAUACUCUUAUCUAUGGACAAUCUCUUCAGCUUUUCUUAGGCGUAGACCUCAAUGGUUUCCUGGUUGGCAACCUUUUAUUGCUGGUGCAUUAUCUGGUUUAUCUCUCUUUGCUCAAACUAAAGAAGAUCGUAGAGAGAUUGCUCCUAAUGUGUUCUGUCGUGGACUGUAUUCUCUAUUGAUGUAUCGUCCUUUAUUCCCAUUUCCGAAUGGUGACAUCGUUCUCUUUGCGCUCGCCAAUGCUCAAGUGGCCUACGGAUUCCUAUCACACCCUUCAACACUUCCAGCAUGGUAUGUAGGUUGGAUAAGCAGAGUAGGAGAAAUGAAUCCACGUUUUGUGAGACUCAAUCGACAUUUACUUCAACAUCGAGUUCCAAUCAGUUCCGAUAUAAAAAAAUUACAUCAUCGAUUGUUUGUUCAAGAUGCUCAACCUAGAACUUGGUUAAAUGAAUUAAAACUUCAAGCUUGGCUUACUGAUCCUGAUCGAUUAAAUCGUCGCAGUGCUCCUUGUUCACUUAAUCACCCUCAGUUUGACAGUUGUUUAGGGUACAAUCUCAAUCAAUUGAUUCGUACUGUCAUCACUAUGUCACCUACUUAUGCUAUUCUUCAUUUAGUACCUUCUUUAAUUUUUAGAUCAAAAGUUCUCUUGAAAAAUCCAUUACAAUUCUUUCUUUCGAUUAUGAAAAAAACCGUUUAUAGUUCUUUAUUCCUUUCAAGUUUUGUUUCAAUCGUUCAGAAUUGUUUUUGUAUACCUACACAAAUUUAUGAUCGAUUUCAAAUCACACUAGCAAGUUCAAGAUGGUAUUCAUUACUUGGAGCAUUGACUGGGAUUUGUUUAUUUUGGGAAGAGCCUAAAAGAAGAGGUGAACUUGCACUUUAUUGUGCACCUAAAGCUCUUUAUUCAUCAUGGGCAUCAUUAAAAUCAGCAGGGAUAGUGAAAUCCUUACCAUUUGGCGAUGUUUUAGUAGGUUGUUUAGGUUCGGGUAUGUUGAUGCAUUGUUUUGUAAAUGGACCUGAAAAAAUGCCUGCGUUAGCUAGAGGUAUGAUUUCUCAAGUGGUGGAUCCUCAUACACCUGAAAGAAGAAAGAAAACAAUCGUGGAAAAUGUGGAUCAUGUAGACGGUUUAGAAAAUUAAUUGAAGUAUGUAUAAAAUGUUGUUUGAUUUUGUUUGUAAAACAAAGACUUGGUUUCUUGAUUGAUUCACUCUUAUGAGUUUUAUUGUUUUCAGUUGGUUCAGAAACAAGAAUUGAGGUGUUUUUCACAUUGAUUUCAAAGUGUACCUUUUUGUUUUAAUCAUACAAUCAACUUGAUUGAGUCAACAAGUGUAUAUAUGCAACAAAGUGGUCAAGAAAUUAUCUUAAGC